Messenger RNA from Botrytis fragariae, 3147 nucleotides. Its product is annotated as putative copper radical oxidase protein. Lineage: Eukaryota; Fungi; Ascomycota; Leotiomycetes; Helotiales; Sclerotiniaceae. The record is from RefSeq and is a predicted model, not a curated record. The transcript is spliced from 11 exons. The coding region runs from base 1 to 3147 and encodes 1048 amino acids.
AUGGCUCUUUCUUUUCUUCGGCUUGCCUUUGCAGCGCUAAGUCUAUCCUUGACGUUUACUUGUUCCGAAGCGCGUUCAGGGAGUCAUCCUGUCCUACCGAGGGCAGAUACAUGGUCAUAUGUGGGCUGCUACAGCGACAACGUGGGGGCUCGCACGCUCACUACUAAUGUAGCAACUCCAGGAGGAGAGGCAGCUUUGACAAUUCAAAUCUGCCAAUCAACAUGUCAAAACCUUGGUUACGUACUUGCUGGAGCUGAAUACUCAGGAGAAUGUUAUUGCGCGAAUAACAUAUUCAAUGGCGGAGGCCUAGCUUCUGAUGGCGAGGUCGGUUGUAAUAUGCCUUGCAAUGGUAAUGCUUCAGAAAUAUGUGGUGGUUCCGCGAGAUUGAGUCUCUACGAUUUGAACAAUGCUAUAGUCUCGCUUCCUACUCUCACGACAAGCUCCAUUCCCCUUCCUACUUUUACAGGAGCACCGUCUGGGUGGGUACCUCUUGGGUGCUACAAUGAUAGCGUGAAUGCACGUACCCUCACCACGCAGAUAUAUUCCAUUGUCGGGACAUCCAUGAGCGUCGAUGCAUGUCUUUCCGCCUGCAUUCUCGGAGGUUACAGACUUUCGGGCGUCGAGUAUGGCAGUGAGUGUUAUUGCGACCACGAGAUUGAAAACUAUGGCGCUCCAGCAACGGGUUGUAAUAUGGCAUGCGGAGGGAACUUGACACAAUUUUGCGGAGGGUCCGGGCGGAUGAACGUGUACAAUUACACCGCAACGAGUUUACCGCCUACACCAACACCCACGACACUUAGUGCCACUGUCCCUUCGGCCACGAUCACAGAUCUUCCAACAGGAUGGACCUACAAGGGAUGCUGGGUUGACCGAGCCCUUGGUCGUGGUAGUAUCCUCGCCGACAAUCUGCCUAACGAUACUAAUAUGACUGUGGAAUCCUGCAUACGAAAUUGUAUCACUGCAGGGUAUAGUAUAGCUGGAAUGGAAUACUAUACACAAUGCUAUUGCGAUUCUGCAAUUAUUAAUCUGGGAGCCUUGGCAUCUUCAGAUUCUCAGUGCAACACUCCGUGCGGGGGAAAUGCAAAUCAAAUGUGUGGUGGAGGCGAUCGUAUGAGCAUUUAUUCUAAUCAAACAAGUUUGGUCGUGCGACAACUACCCGUAAUACAGAAUACGAGUUUACCGGGCAAUUGGAAAUAUAAGGGGUGUCUCACAGACGAUGCUGUGAAUAGAGUGUUCCCUUACCAAAUCGCACUUGCAAAUAACAACACAGCCACAAACUGUCUUAGCUUAUGUUCUGAAUUUGGAUAUGGUGCUGGGGGUAUGGAAUAUUCGAAUCAAUGCUUCUGCGGUGACGUACAGGAUGUUAUCAACCACAAGGCUACAACCGUUGAUGAUUCGCAGUGUGUCAUGCUUUGUACUGGUAAUCGUGAUACAUAUUGUGGCGGGCCGUCCUUGAUUACCUAUUACACUUGGACAGGCACACCACUCAACAGCUGGACCUUUGAGAACGGAAAUUCUGCUGGAAAAUAUGAGUUCCUCAUUGGAGGGCCCAUCAUUCCACUAACAUCCGCUGUUGGUAUCAACGGAAAGAUUUCUUUUCUGGAAAAAUUCGGAACGUCACCCGCGAACAACAGCACUGGUGCUUAUGAGCUAGACCUUACCCAAAUAAAUAACUAUACGGCAGCAUGGCGACCCAUGCAUGUGAAGACAGAUGUCUUUUGUUCUGCUAGUAUUAUUCUCCCCGAUCGUCUUGGGCGUCAGAUCAACAUCGGGGGCUGGGCACUUCCCUCGACCCUAGGUGUACGCUUUUACACUCCGGACGGGGCACCCGGAGUACCAAGCAAGAAUGAUUGGGAAGAGAAUUAUCAAGAGAUUGGCCUGCAGACAGGUAGAUGGUAUCCUUCAGCAAUGAUUAUGGCCAAUGGAAGCAUCCUCGUGGUAGGUGGCGAAGUGGGCUCUAAUGGCGCACCUGUUCCUUCCUUGGAAAUUAUCCCUCGCCCUCCUGGAGCAGAUGUACUCUAUUGUGACUAUCUCUUCCGUACAGAUCCGUACAAUUUGUAUCCAUAUCUUGCAGUACUUCCAUCUGGAGCUAUAUUCAUUGCAUAUUACAACGAGGCGAGGAUUCUAGACGAGGUCACUCUGCAAACUCAAAGAGUCUUACCAAAUAUUCCAGCUGCAGUGAAUAACUUCUUGGGUGGAAGAACAUAUCCCAUGGAAGGCACUGCUGUUUUGAUGCCUCAAAGUGCGCCUUAUACAGAUCCACUGGUAGUGAUGAUUUGCGGAGGCUCUACCCCAGGUCCAGAAAUCGCGUUGGACAACUGUGUAUCCCUCGAACCUGAGGUACCUGACGCAAAUUGGACUAUUGAGCGCAUGCCUUCAAAACGAGUAGUAUCAUCUAUGGUAGCCCUUCCCGAUGGCACGUUUCUCAUUCUUAAUGGUGCUCAGCAAGGUUUUGCUGGCUUUGGUCUUGCUACCGAACCCAACCAUAAUGCUGUCCUUUAUGAUCCGUCGAAGCCUCUGAAUUCCCGAAUGUCUUCUUUGGCAAACACAACUAUCGACCGCCUUUACCACAACGAAGCCGUGCUCGUUCCAGAUGGCCGGGUUUUAGUUACAGGCAGUGAUCCGGAAGACACCCGAUUUGUCCAAGAAUACCGCGUCGAGGUAUUUUUACCUCCCUACUUGAUGAAUGGUGUUACUCAACCAAGUUUCACGUUCUCGAACGGCAACGAUUUCGGUUAUGGUGAUAAAAUCAAUAUAGCCGCUACUCUCUACAAGGGUAGCCCAUCUACCGUUCGCAUCUCUCUGAUGGCAGCCGUAGGAGCUACUCAUGGAAACUCCUUUGGGCAGCGAACAUUCUUUCCAGCCUUCUCCUGUUCUGGCACUGCAGCAAAUAUGCAGUGUUCCAUUACAACACCCCCUAACGCACAUGUGUAUCCGCCUAGCUGGGCUAUGCUCUUCGUAUUGGAUAAUGGAACGCCAAGUGUAGGACAAUGGGUGAGAAUUGGAGGUGACCCAGCUAGGUUGGGCGAAUGGCCGAAUUACCCAGACUUCACACUUCCGGGCGUUGGGCCCACUGUAGGAGCUGGCGGAGUGGUAAAUAAGGGGUCUGGUACAAUAGCGGGGGAAAAUUCUACUUUGAAAGUGUAA